This is a messenger RNA of Rotaria socialis, 732 nucleotides long. Lineage: Eukaryota; Metazoa; Rotifera; Eurotatoria; Philodinida; Philodinidae. The record is from the annotation of a GenBank genome assembly.
AUGUAUGAGUUCUUCUACUUGAGUUUAUUCUAUCAAGUAGCAUUAGCUUUAGUCUAUAAUGAUCCAUGCACUGACAAGUGUAAUCUGCCCGGCAUGAUCUGUAUGAAUAAUAAAUGUAAAUGCGAUUCGAAAAAUCGUCGUUUUUGGACAGGUGCUCGCUGUUCUUUUUGUCCGACUGAUUGGUCAAUGGCUGCCGGUGUGUACGAAUGGCUUGAUAAAAGUUUACCAUCGUUCAAUGAUAAAUCUGAUUUGUGGUGUAAAAAGACUACAGCUAAUUUGGGCUACGUUUAUGUAUAUGAUGAACCAACAAAAUUAAUUGGUGAUGGUAGUGAAGUGGAAUCAUGUUCCGGUUUUUGGCGGGGUAGAACUAGUGUUUACGUAGUGUGUCUAGAUGAUCAGUUGUGUAGUAGACCGUAUCCAUUUAUAUGUGAAAAAACUGAAUACACAGAAAAUAUUUUCGGGGGAGCUCCACUUUUAUUGGCUCUUGUGGGUGGUAUUUUGUAUUUUCUUAAAUUUCGCAAUUCAACUGGAGCUCAAAAAAAACGUCAAACAAAUGGUGGUGCCAGCAGAGAAGAAUCCAUUCGUUCUGAUGAAUAUACAAAUGAAGGUGAGCUCAAUGUAGAUAGACAUCCGGCACCUGCACAUCGUGAUCUUACUACUAUAGAUGAAAAGAAGCCCAAACAAGACAAACGAGGUGGUUAUUCUAAGCAACAAUUCGACGAAUUUGAAUGA